Globicephala melas (long-finned pilot whale) is the source of this 3953-nucleotide messenger RNA. RefSeq names its product SATB homeobox 2 (gene SATB2). The record is from RefSeq and is a predicted model, not a curated record. NCBI's taxonomy places the organism in Eukaryota, Metazoa, Chordata, Mammalia, Artiodactyla, Delphinidae. Gene Ontology annotation, biological process: regulation of transcription by RNA polymerase II; chromatin remodeling. Gene Ontology annotation, molecular function: DNA-binding transcription factor activity, RNA polymerase II-specific; RNA polymerase II cis-regulatory region sequence-specific DNA binding.
GUUCCCUCCCCGCAGCUCUCGCGCUGUUCGUUAGACAGCGCAGCCGAGGGAAUCCGGGCGGAACCUUCGCCCUCAGCCCUGGCGCUCUGUCUCUACAUCACUCGCAUCUCUUCUCACCUCUCCUCUGCCACCCCCACCUUGUCUCCUUGAGCCGUGGCCACGCGGCUUCUCCCACGGCCAGAGCGCCCGCGAGGAUUCCCAGCGCACUUUGUUGUGCCGGGUUCCUCCUGCUUCUUGGGGAUGUCAGUGACAAUGUGAGUGCCGUUUCAUCAGGUGUUUCCUCCUCCGCCGCCGCCCCCCAAAAAUCCGGGGGUGCCGAGAUCUGCGGGUUCCGUGAGGAGCGCGCUGCCAGCCAGGCGACCCAGGAGAAAACUUUUUGGAGAGAUUUUAAAAUUGGGGUUGAUGAAGGCUGCUCCCGCACCUAAUAAUUUAAAUUCUUUUGCUUUUGUAAUUUAUGCGGAAGAGCUUUUUAAAAAAAUCACUCAGGAUCGGAUGAAGAUUAGAACUUUCCAAAAUAAUAACGAUUGUAGACCCCGCUUGAGGUUAUUUUGAUGAAUACCGCCAAGUGUUUGGGGAUGCUUAUUAAUGUGGAAUCAGGGUUGAUUUUGUGCAGAGUGUGUGUGUGUCCCAGGACGUGCUCGGUAAAGGUAAAAAGCGGGGAUUCAAGGGUCUUUUUGGCAGGCCUUUGCCUACUGCCCCGCGAUUCAGAACGCAUUCUUCUUGUGGUUAAUUUGUUUUCAUAUGGACUUACGUACACCCGCACCCACUCCUUGAGUGAGUGAGAUGUCUUCUUAGGAAGUACACUCCUUCCGCAGCCCUGACCCCCCGACAGCAAGGUCGGCGCACUGGAGAACGGGUUAUGUCAACCCUGUCCCAAUGAAUGGAUUACUUCUGGGCGCCCUGGGCGGACUUCGUGACCCAGAGCUAACUUCUGGGAGCAGCGACUGGGCAGAAUCGCGGCACACCAAGUUCUGGGUUUCCUUUGGGCCGCCCAGUGUAAGGUCCCUGUGCAUUUUAUUGCGACCUGCCGGUGGGAACUUUGUCUCCGAGUCGGAGCAGCAUGGAGCGGCGGAGCGAGAGCCCGUGUCUGCGGGACAGCCCCGACCGGCGGAGCGGCAGCCCCGACGUCAAGGGUCCUCCCCCGGUGAAGGUGGCCCGGCUGGAGCAGAACGGCAGCCCCAUGGGAGCCCGCGGGAGGCCCAACGGCGCAGUGGCCAAGGCCGUGGGAGGUUUGAUGAUUCCGGUCUUUUGUGUGGUAGAGCAGUUGGACGGCUCUCUUGAAUAUGACAACAGGGAAGAACACGCAGAGUUUGUCCUGGUUCGCAAGGACGUGCUUUUCAGCCAGCUGGUGGAGACCGCGCUCCUGGCCCUGGGCUACUCCCACAGCUCCGCGGCGCAGGCACAAGGAAUAAUCAAGCUUGGGAGGUGGAACCCUCUCCCCCUCAGUUAUGUGACAGAUGCACCCGAUGCGACAGUGGCCGACAUGCUGCAAGAUGUCUAUCACGUUGUGACGUUGAAAAUCCAAUUACAAAGUUGUUCGAAGUUGGAAGACUUGCCUGCGGAGCAGUGGAACCACGCCACGGUCCGCAAUGCCUUAAAGGAACUGCUCAAAGAGAUGAACCAGAGCACAUUAGCCAAAGAAUGCCCUCUCUCCCAGAGUAUGAUUUCAUCCAUUGUAAAUAGCACAUAUUAUGCCAACGUGUCAGCAACCAAGUGCCAGGAGUUUGGGAGAUGGUAUAAGAAGUACAAGAAGAUUAAAGUGGAAAGAGUGGAACGAGAAAACCUUUCAGACUAUUGUGUUCUGGGCCAGCGUCCAAUGCAUUUACCAAAUAUGAACCAGCUGGCAUCCCUGGGGAAAACCAGCGAACAGUCUCCACAUAGCCAAAUCCACCACAGUACUCCAAUCCGAAACCAAGUGCCCGCGUUACAGCCCAUCAUGAGCCCUGGUCUUCUUUCUCCCCAGCUCAGUCCACAACUUGUCAGGCAACAAAUCGCCAUGGCCCAUCUGAUAAACCAACAGAUUGCCGUUAGCCGGCUCCUGGCUCACCAGCAUCCUCAAGCCAUCAACCAGCAGUUUCUGAACCAUCCACCCAUUCCCAGAGCAGUUAAGCCGGAGCCAACCAACUCUUCUGUGGAAGUAUCUCCAGAUAUCUACCAGCAAGUCAGAGAUGAGCUGAAGAGGGCCAGUGUGUCCCAAGCUGUCUUUGCAAGAGUGGCAUUCAAUCGCACACAGGGAUUGUUGUCUGAGAUUCUGCGUAAGGAAGAAGACCCUCGGACAGCAUCUCAGUCUCUUUUAGUAAACCUGAGGGCUAUGCAGAAUUUCCUCAAUCUGCCGGAAGUGGAGCGGGACCGCAUAUACCAGGAUGAGAGAGAGCGGAGCAUGAACCCCAAUGUGAGCAUGGUCUCAUCGGCCUCCAGCAGUCCCAGCUCCUCCCGAACCCCUCAGGCCAAAACCUCGACACCGACAACAGACCUCCCCAUUAAGGUGGACGGCGCCAACGUCAACAUCACAGCUGCCAUUUAUGACGAGAUCCAACAGGAGAUGAAAAGGGCCAAGGUGUCUCAAGCCCUGUUUGCCAAAGUGGCUGCAAAUAAAAGUCAGGGCUGGCUGUGUGAACUGCUCCGCUGGAAGGAGAACCCCAGCCCAGAAAACCGCACCCUCUGGGAGAACCUCUGUACCAUCCGUCGCUUCCUGAACCUUCCCCAACACGAGAGGGAUGUGAUUUAUGAAGAGGAAUCGAGGCACCAUCACAGCGAGCGCAUGCAGCACGUGGUCCAGCUUCCCCCUGAGCCAGUGCAGGUCCUGCACAGACAGCAGUCUCAGCCAGCCAAGGAGAGCUCCCCUCCCAGAGAAGAAGCACCUCCCCCGCCUCCUCCGACUGAAGACAGUUGCACCAAAAAGCCUCGGUCUCGCACAAAGAUCUCUUUGGAAGCCCUAGGCAUCCUCCAGAGCUUCAUCCAUGACGUGGGCCUGUACCCUGACCAGGAAGCCAUCCACACUCUCUCUGCUCAGCUGGAUCUCCCCAAACACACCAUCAUCAAGUUCUUCCAGAACCAGCGGUACCACGUGAAGCAUCAUGGGAAGCUCAAGGAACACCUGGGCUCGGUGGUGGACGUGGCCGAGUAUAAGGACGAGGAGCUGCUGACGGAGUCGGAGGAGAAUGACAGCGAGGAAGGCUCGGAGGAGAUGUACAAAGUGGAGGCGGAGGAGGAGAGUGCGGAGAAAAGCAAGGCGGUGCCUGCUGAAAUUGACCAGAGAUAAUGUGAACUGCCACCAGGCAAAGCAAUACAUCGGUCCAAGGAUUUUCUGUUUUAGUUUCUUUAAAAACUUUUUGUUGUUGCUUUAUUUUAUCUUUGUCUUUUUUUUGGUCUGUUUUGUUUUCCUUACCUUUUUUUGACAUUUCUCUGUUGCACAGGAUAUACCUGUAGACUGAAUAAGUUCAGUAUUUCUGAAUCAGACAUCGCCUUGGCAAAGACACUAAAGUGUUAACGCUUUACAAUGGACUGGAUCGUAGUCAUUAUAAUCACAGGAGACUCUGCCUUCAUUAUCCUUGCACUUAUGGAAGAGACACCAGGCAAGUUCCAGGAUGAAAAGACCUAUGAAAUAAAUGAAGGAAGCUACAAGUGUGUGUGUAUAUGUAUAUGUAUAUAUCUAUAUAUUUACAUAUAUAUAUUAAAUUGCAUGGGACAGAGAACUUUACAAUCCGAAAGAAUAGACUGUGAAAUGAGUUCUUAAAGAAGAGACUUGUUUAUGUAUUAAAAAAACCACUUCACAGUGAGUCGCUUUGGCUUUUUGAUAAACUGCGGCCUGCUCUCAGGGUGGGGUGACUAUUUUUGAAUUCCUAUUUAUUUUCUGUGUUUGUCCCUGAUUUUUUUUUUUUUUUAAUUCUAUGGCUUCCUAUCUGGCAGCUUGAUGGGUAAUUUUUGAGGUAUGUAUUUAACAAAACAAAUCA